CCAGUUUGCGUCACUGCCCCGGAGAGCAGAGAGCGGAGCGAGCUGGGGAGAGCAGACAAGUUUGAAGGGGAGGGCAGGCAGAGUCAGCAGCCCCCGAGGCGCUCCUCUCCCACCGCCCAUCCCUUUCCUCUCUUCUUCCCCAGCUUCUCUCUCAGCCUUUCACUCUUCCCCGAAAAACCCUUAUUUAGCCAAAGGAAGGAGGUAAGGGGGAACCCUCUCCCCUACCCCCUUCAAAAACUCCCCAACUUUUCCAGUCCGGAGAUCGCAGGGGAGCGAGUGGGCACCCAGCUGGCCAUGGAGCUGCUGUGCUGCGAGGUGGACCCGGUCCGCAGGGCCGUGCCGGACGCCAACCUGCUCCACGACGACCGCGUGUUGCAGAACUUGCUGACCAUCGAGGAGCGCUACCUUCCCCAGUGCUCCUACUUCAAGUGCGUGCAGAAGGAUAUCCAGCCCUACAUGCGCAGGAUGGUGGCCACCUGGAUGCUGGAGGUCUGUGAGGAGCAGAAGUGUGAAGAAGAGGUCUUCCCUCUGGCCAUCAAUUACCUGGACCGCUUCUUGGCCGGAGUCCCAACUCCGAAGACCCAUCUGCAGCUUCUGGGGGCCGUGUGCAUGUUCCUGGCGUCCAAGCUCAAAGAGACCAUUCCGCUGACGGCUGAGAAGUUGUGCAUUUACACCGACAACUCCAUCAAGCCUCAGGAGCUGCUGGAGUGGGAGCUGGUGGUGCUGGGCAAGUUGAAGUGGAACCUGGCGGCUGUCACCCCCCACGACUUCAUCGAGCACAUUCUUCGCAAGCUGCCUCAGCCCAAUGAGAAGCUGUCCCUGAUUCGCAAGCACGCGCAGACUUUCAUCGCUCUGUGCGCCACUGACUUCAAGUUCGCCAUGUACCCGCCGUCGAUGAUUGCAACUGGAAGUGUGGGGGCCGCCAUCUGCGGGCUCCAGCAGGACGAGGACGUGAGCUCGCUCACGGGUGACGCCCUGGUGGACCUGCUGGCCAGGAUCACCAACACCGACGUGGAUUGCCUCAAAGCCUGCCAGGAGCAGAUUGAGGUCGUGCUGCUCAACAGCCUGCAGCAGUACCGUCAGGACCAGGACGGAUCCAAGUCGGAGGACGAGCUGGACCAAGCCAGCACCCCUACAGACGUGCGGGAUAUUGACCUGUGAGGAUGCCGGGUGGCCCCGACGGGUCCAAUCGGCUCUCUCCUUCCUUCUCUCUGGUUGUGUUUUGUUCUCUUAUGUUUUAGAAUGAAACUUUAAAACAAACAAAAAAACACACACACAAAAAAAACGAAAAACAAAUUCUGCUCCCACCUAGAUCAUAUUUGAAAGAUCUUUUAGAAGUGAGAGAUAAAGGUUCUGUAAAAACGGAAUAAUGCAAAGCAUCUGGUGCCUAUUUGAAGUACAACACAAGGGAAUCUCUUAGAUAUGCGAACAGUUCCUGCUUGACGAUGUUAAAAGUCAUGGUAAAAUGCUUACAGGAAAACCUACAGAGUAGCUAGGAAAAUGUACGCCUGCACUAUGGGAACAAAUUAGAGACUUGUUUUUCAUGUUAUGGACUAGCACGUAUACACCCCUUGUAGGAUAAUCUCUAGGAACGGCCGAUGCCUUUUAUGGCAAGAUUCGAUUUCAAAGCAAUGAACUCCAGAAAGAAUUAAGAAUAAGGAGGGGCAGGAUGGGGGAGGGGGGUUGCCAAAUAGUCCCCACGCAAUCGAACCAUUUUGGACGGAGAAGCGCCCUGGCUCCUGACCUGUUCCGUACUGAGUCGGGAGCUCUGCGGGUCACUAGUGACAACUCUUGCUGUCUACAGUAGCUGCUACCUAAAAGAGAUGUUCUGCUUUGCCCAUUGGACACGGGUGAUUGGAUCCGGGGUUUCACGGUUUUCGACAUCUUGCUUCUUCCUCCAACCGUGGUUCGUUGCGGACACCGUCCGAUUUUUAUCCUUAGAGGCAAUCUAGCCACGGGCCGGCCCUCAGGCUCCUCGGAGCUGGAGGCAGACAGAGCCCGGGGGGUGGGGUGGGGGGGGGUGGGAUCUGGAGUGGAACCUUUUCUCCUGAUGUGUUCAAGAGAGCCGUGUGGCCCUGGCAUCCCGCAUUAGGAAACAGACGAAUUUUUUUGGUGCUUGAUCUGGCAUGGGUGGUCCACAGGUGGGCGUUGUUAUAAACCAUUCCAUUUGAAAAGCACUUUGAAAAAUUGUUCCCGAGGCGUAGAUGGGAUGGUUUAUGCAAAUCGUGCAGAGUAGACGCCCCCCGCCCCUUGUCCUGUGCCCCCUCCCCUCCUGCUCCCUGUCAGGUCGCUGUCCUGUAUCUGACAUUCUCUGGCCUCCCCACUGGGACUCAAGACACACCCUUUCCGCUGAAACUCCCAUCACAACAUUCCUAAAAACAGAGCUCUGCUACCAUCUCGAUGGCACAGAAGGAUCUUCAUUCCCACCUCUGUACUUCUUCUCUGGACAGGGAAAGAAACGUGACUGCUGAUGCAGAGACAGAUAGCGGGGUCAUCAGAAUGUGGCAUUUCCUUCCCUUUUCCGUUUUUUUGUUGAUUUCAUGCCAAGUUGCCUUCAGUGUACUUGAAUUAUCUUCCUCUCCACGUCUUAGAGGCAUUCAGUUAGCAGAGAGGCUGGAGCACCAACUUUUUUUUUUUUUUUUUGCACAAUUAUAAUUGACAGGUAAUGAAGCUAUUAAAAUAUUUGCCUUUUUAAGUAAAAAAAAAUCAGAACAGGGCUACUUGGAAGAAUUAUUUUAUACACAGAUUCUGCCUUGUUUCAUAGUAUGAGGGUUUAAGAUGGAGAAAAAAAUCUAAGGGUCUCUUUAUUUUUCAUUUUAUUAUGUUCAGUUUUUUUAUUAUUUUUUUUUUGCGCUGCUAAGAAGCUCAUUCAUCAUUAUUCACAUUAACAGUACCUAGCUGUAAUGUUUCACCGAGUGUGCUGCUAUUUUAUAAACAUUUUUAUAAUAUAUUAUUUUACUGCUUAAAUUCCAAGUCCCGAAGUAGAUGGUUGAGAUAGGAGUUCUUCGUACUGGAAAAGCCCUUCCAUACAUACUUUGUUUUCUUCUGGUAGCGUAUUCAUGGGUGGUUUUUUUUUUUUUUUUUGGUUUGUUUUUUGUUUUGGUUUGGUUUUUUUUUCCUCUCUGAUCACAUUCUUCAAAGACAGAACAUUCUUUACCUCAGGUUUACUGGACAAAAUCAAUAGCUACGAAAGAAUGGUUCACAUUUUUGUUCUCAUAAUACCUCACAGCCGUACAGUUUCUGCUCGGGAGCCCAUUAGUCAGGGAAGGCAGAGGGGGGAGGAGGCGGCAGCCUCUCCCGGGUGGGAGGUGGGGGCUGUGGCCCCAGGGCCCCACGCCCCGUCAAGAAGGUCAUCAGGCUUCCACAUUGACUCCGGUGUCCUCUUCAUGAUGGAAAAAAUGCAAUUGAACCCCAAGGGGUCUCCCCCCCCACCCAGGCUGGCAUUCAGCAUAGAGGUUGACGCCCUGGACCCUGGACCUGGACCAGGAAGUCACGGUUUGCACUUGCAUCCCAGGCAUCAAGAGACAGGCUCAGAGGAUUCCUGCAGGCUCUUCUGAGAGCCUCUCCUUGCGGCCCUUUAUAAAGCCAGGCUCUCAUCUGCUUCGGGGCCUUUCAUCUGGAAGGUUCCCCCCCCCCCCCCCCGCCUUCUCUGGCCCCUUCCCAUCCCGUUCAGGAUGAUCUCAGAGGGUUCUUAGGUCUGAACCUGCAGAGUGCAGGGUUGCCAGGGCAACUGCACCAUUGGGGCCCGAGGCAGGCAAGCACCCGAGAGGCCGAGGCUGGGGCCAGGUCCUCUGCUCAGUGGAACUAAAGGGUCCUCAGGUUUUAAAUCGUGCGUCGAAUUGGCAUGAUUGGAAAAACGGGUCUGAUGAGUAUUGGCUUGGUAGUCGAAGGGAGAGAGGAAGGCUGUGGUUCCAGAGGAGUGGGUUGCCCCUGAAGUGUGCUAGGACCGUUAGGACCUGGUGGGUUAUUUCAUGACCUUAAAAUUCUAGGGAUUUCUGGUGGACCAGAGGGUGGUGAAUUCUGAGGUUUUGGAGAGGAAGGCUGCACAGCCCAAGUUUUCUGAAAGCUCACUUUGCCAGGCUGCUCUUCUGGGCCCUGAGGGGUUCCCCAGAAUGGAGGAGGCACGGGCCCCAGAGUUCUUGGGCCACAUGGAUUCCUUUAGCAGUGACCAGCCCUUACGCUCUCACAGGAGCAGCAAAUGAGAGAAGCCGACCCGCUGUAACUCUCCCCAUCUCCUGGCGUCCCAGGAGCCUCUGGGGCCUUCUAGCUUUUUCUCCUUCACACCCUCCAGGCCUAGCUGAUGGGCAGUGUAGGGAGCGUGCAAGCUGGCUGAGCUUUUCUGCCUGCCCCUCCUUACACAGGAAGGAACCCUGGCUUUGCUGAAUUGGGUGAUACCUUCUUCCUUGAAUCUUCAUUUCCUUGGUAGGCGCUUCUGCCCCGCACCAGUUAGUUCUCCCCAUGGAUCUUUUUUCUCUUUCUCUCCUCCCAUAAAGGGGCACCAGACCUAUUCUGGUCUUUUUCUACCUUGUUGUCUGGUCUCUUCUCUCCUUCUUCCUCUUUAUGGGAUUUCUUUUUUUCUUUUUUGGGUUCGUUGUUUGUUUAUUUGUUUUUCUCCAUCAGCGGGGGCUAACUUGUUCCCCUAGCUUGCCAAAUCUUGUCCCAUCCCCUGUUUUGGCCAAAUCCCGGGGUGGGGGAGGGGGGGAAUCCUUAUAUGCCAAAAAAAUAUAUGCUAAGCAUAAUUCUGUUCCAUGUGGGUUCAAAACAGCAGAGAACCCUGCAGGUGGAGGCAGGGGACAGAGCCCAUGCCCGCCACCCCCGAAUGUCCCCCAAUGCCAAGAGGAGGGGCUUCUGUCCAAGGAGGUUGCCCUCUGGAACUGCCCUGGCCCCACUGAGCAGCCCAUUGUGUCCCCCAGCCAGGUCCCCGUUAGUCUGCGUGCAGUCCCGAGGCCCUGUCCUUCCUCCUUCACCACCCAGCUGGGGCGUGUGAGGCUGGGGGAAGCAGCCUGGCCGCCGGCGGCGAGGGCUUCCCUUCUGAGGCUGCAUCUGUGCCGGGAGGCCUGGGACUGCCAGGUUAGGACAGUAGCAGGAUCUGGUGACUUUCUCAAAGAGGGCCGGUGAGUUUUCUCUCCAUGGGCCCCAGGGGGCAGGGCUGGGAGGAGACAUCGGCUUGCACCUUAGAGCAUGUAAAUAAUGGGUUUCCAGUUCAAGAAGACAAUAUUGGUAGAGGGGGAUGGGCGGCAGGACUGGGGAGGCAGUCCGAGUAAGCCAGCUGGCUUCGAAGCCAAAAGGAUUCCUCUGUUUAUCUCUGAGACAGUCCAACCCUGAGAAUAGCUUUAAAAGGGAACUUAGUGCUGAGACGGUCAAGUCCCCUUCACCCCGCUGGCCGCUGGCCGCUGCCCGGUCGCUGUAGGAUGGGUGCAGCCUCCUACCACGUGGGCGCCACACAGCCCACCAGCGCUGCUCACGCCGUCAUCAUUUGUGCAAAAUAGGGCAGGAAUAUUCGAGAGGAUGUUUAUGGCUUCCUCAUCCACGUGGCUUUGCAUGAUUCUGGAUUCUAAACAACCCAGAUCGGUCCCUUCAGCCAGAACCACUCUUCUUCCUCUGUGCGUCUCUGCUUUUAGACUUGGCUGGGCUGUCAGACCCGAUUCUUGGCUCAGGUUUCCAGAAGCCAUCGGCAAACAUACACGCGCUUGCUGUGGCUGCCACAUUUAUUCCUUUGCCUGCAGCCUACUUUGGGGAAAAAAGUGCCUUACUGACUGUAGCUAUUGCAGUAGCCAGUGUAUUUUGACAGGUGCCUACCCUUUAAGAAAAAAAAAGUGUUCAUGUUUUUCUUUUAAUUGGUUUUAUUUCUUACUGCCAACCAGCUCUUAACUCCCCAGCAAAUCACUGGCCAUUGGAUUUUUUCCAUUAUGUUCAUUACCCUUGUACCACGUACCUCAGAUCUCUCUCUCUCUCUCUCAGUUUCUCGCCUUGGACUUUCUUUUGUUAUUAUUAUAAUUUUUUUUUUUUUUUUUGCUUUAAAACGAGUGUGACGCCAUAUCAAGUCAAUGUUAUUCUCUCACAGUGUACUCUCUAAGAGGUGUGGGUGUUCGGUCGGGAUGUUAGCAGGUGCUAAAGUAGCAUGAUCAGUGUACAUGAAAGGUUUUUAGGAAGUAUGGAAAAAAUGUUUUGUUGGCUCUGAUGGUGAAAUGGUAAAGUCAGCCGCCUUUUAAGAGGCCCUAUAUGUUCAGUGUUAAGUGACUUUUUUUAAAAAUAAUAACCUGUUUUUCUGACUAGCUUAAAGAUGGAUUUGAAAAUGGUUUUGGAUGCAAUUAGGUUAUGCUGUUUGGACAAUAAACUCACCUUGACCUAAA
Molecule: messenger RNA, 6353 nt
Organism: Phacochoerus africanus (Common warthog)
Lineage: Eukaryota; Metazoa; Chordata; Mammalia; Artiodactyla; Suidae
Gene: CCND2
Product: cyclin D2
Biological process (GO): positive regulation of G1/S transition of mitotic cell cycle; mitotic cell cycle phase transition; regulation of cyclin-dependent protein serine/threonine kinase activity
Cellular component (GO): cytoplasm; cyclin-dependent protein kinase holoenzyme complex; nucleus
Molecular function (GO): cyclin-dependent protein serine/threonine kinase regulator activity
Source: RefSeq, a predicted model, not a curated record